AACUAUUAGUACUUAGUAGGGUUUGUCUUCUGGUCCUUUACAGGAAAUCGACCCAUCGAGUGCACAGAGAAGAAGACAAAACUCCUCAAAUCAUCUACAGGUUUUUUUCUCCAGAUCAGAAGAAGAGAGAGCUUUGUGAGCGAAUAGCAGGGAGAGGGGAGAUGGACGUUCGUCAGCUUCAGCGCCAGUGGAUUGAUCUCAUCUCCUCCCUUUUCCGCGAGGAUUUCCUGGACGCGCAAUUCACGCAGCUACAGCAGCUGCAGGACGAGAGCAACCCGGAUUUUGUGGUUGAGGUUGUAACCCUGUUCUUCGAGGACUCGGAGAGGCUUCUGAAUGAUCUCUGCAAUGUUUUGAGCCAGCAGGCGGUGGACUUCAAGAAGGUCGACGCUCAUGUUCACCAGUUAAAAGGGAGCAGCGCAAGCAUAGGAGCACAGAGAGUGAAGAACGCGUGCAUAUACUUCAGAAACUGCUGUGAGGAAGGGAACCUGGAAGGCUGUUUCGGAUGCUUGCAGCAAGUGAAGCAGGAGUACUCUCUUGUAAAGAGCAAGCUGGAAGCUCUAUUCGGGCUGGAGCAACAGAUUGUGGCUGCUGGUGGGUCACUGCCAAUGAUGUAAAUUUGGUACUUUUGAAGCCUGGAUUUGGUGGACGAAGGAGAAAAGAAGAAGAAGAAGAAGAAAAAAAAAAAGUCCCUUUUUUUCAUUUUGGUCUGCUAAGCUUGAGCUGUCAGCGCUUUGAUCUCUUAUGGCCCACCUGAAUUGGGAGGAAAAAUCUCUUUUCUCUAAUUUUUUUUCCUUUUC
Messenger RNA from Phalaenopsis equestris, 797 nucleotides. RefSeq names its product histidine-containing phosphotransfer protein 1. Gene Ontology annotation, molecular function: histidine phosphotransfer kinase activity; protein histidine kinase binding. Bases 162 to 614 code for a protein of 150 amino acids. Lineage: Eukaryota; Viridiplantae; Streptophyta; Magnoliopsida; Asparagales; Orchidaceae. Gene Ontology annotation, cellular component: cytoplasm; nucleus. The record is from RefSeq and is a predicted model, not a curated record. Gene Ontology annotation, biological process: cytokinin-activated signaling pathway; phosphorelay signal transduction system; phosphorylation. The transcript has 6 exons.